UGUGUGUGUGUGUGUGUGUGUGUGUGUAUAUAUAUCUGUAUCCAACUUCGUUUGACUGCUUAGUACUAAAGUGAUCGAGCUUUGAGCGUUCUUGUUUGAGCAGGUGGAAAAUAAAUAAGUAACCAAUUAGUGUCCAAUCAACUGCAGGAUUCUGGUCAUUUAACUUACCGCAGGUAGAACCACAUUUGGGUGGGUAAAGAAAAAAGUGUGUGAAGGGUAGAUAGUGUAAAAGCAGUUUAGUUGGGUGAUUACUCUGUUGAUCGUGUGGUAUCACUUCUUUAUAUUGAAUUAUACCUGCUGAGAAAACUUUAUUAUGUGUGCUCGCAAAAGAGAAGAUCAUUAUCAGAUCAUCAAGAGUGAGAGUGCGAGUGAGAGAAGAAGGAAAUAGAGAAAUUAAUAAGCUGGCAAACAAGUGGUGGGAGAGUGUAGGUGUGGCGAUGGCGGGGGGUUAUGAACCAGGCCCAGGUUCUCGCUACGUUCACCAGCUCCUCACGCCCGAUCUUCACUUGCGAAGCCCAUCAUCCCUUUCCCAAAACCAGACGACAAUAAUCCAACCCUCCUCUGAUUCCAAAGACUCUCCCGACAGAGAUCAUCAGAAGGUUGACCUCGACGCCACCGCCACCACCACCUCUACCUCUACCCGCCGCCCAAGAGGCCGUCCUCCUGGAUCCAAAAACAAGCCCAAGCCUCCAAUAAUUGUCACAAGAGACAGUCCAAAUUCCCUUCGAUCUCACGUACUUGAAGUCUCAGCUGGUGCCGAUGUUAUGGAAAGCGUUUCAAAUUAUGCCAGGCGAAGGGGGAGAGCAGUAUGUGUUCUCAGCGGCACUGGCACCGUCGCAAACGUCAGGAUUCGUCAGCCUGCAGCUCCAACUGAAAGUGUUGUCACACUCCAUGGCCGAUUUGAGAUACUUUCAAUUUCGGGGACAGUGCUUCCACCGCCAGCGCCACCCGGUGCCGGUGGUCUGUCCAUAUUUUUAGCCGGUGGACAAGGACAGGUAGUUGGAGGGAGUGUGAUGGGUCCGCUGGUGGCUUCAGGUCCGGUGGUUUUGAUGGCCGCAUCGUUUGCAAAUGCUGUGUUUGAACGAUUACCGUUGGAGGAGGAGGGUGUUGUGCAAGUCCAGUCUGCUGCAUCACAGUCGUCAGGCGUGACAGGUGGUGGGCAAGUGGCUGAUGGUGGCGGCAAUAAUGGUGCUUCUUUGUUUAAUGUGGGGGUGGGAGGGAGCGUGCCUAAUUUUCCUUUUUCAUCUGAUUUGUUUGGAUGGGGAGGGAGUGGUGCGACUGCGAGGCCUCCAUUUUAGGAGUUAUGAAUAGUGACAAAAUGAGAGGGACAUGUUGUUGUCUUGGUUUCAUGGGUGUGUCUCAGUUUUAAAUUGGUAAUGGAGGACAGGAGGAGGCAGGCAUAAGAUAAGACGAUAUGUCAAAGCAAGAUUUCUUGUUAUCAAUUACGGUAGUAUUAGGUAUAAGAAAUAGUAAUACUCUUUGUGGAAGGAAAAGAAAUCAGUCUGGUCUUCUCAACAUUUAUUUGGAGGACAAGAAAGAUUUUUGUUGAAGCUGAAGUCGUAACCUUAUAAUCAGUGGCCUGGCUUUCCUAUUGAAAGGGAGGAGUUUUAAACCUUGUGUGGAGCAGAAAAAUUAUUGGAAGACUUCCGGAGGUCAGUAUACAUGUAGGUUCAAUACUUCACUUCUUCUUGUUUAUAUUAAGUACUGUCUCGUCUGGACCUGUCUAAUAUUUUUUCGUCUCUUCAACUUAGUUGAUUGUAAUCUGAAAAAGAUAAUGAUGUGCAUAGAAACAGAGAAGUUUUCUGUGUAUCCAACUGAUCUCUUAUGCAACAUCCAUCCUCCUAUCCUAUCUAUGCAUCAUAUAUAAUAACAUAU
This is a messenger RNA of Ilex paraguariensis (yerba mate), 1875 nucleotides long. The record is from the annotation of a GenBank genome assembly. Lineage: Eukaryota; Viridiplantae; Streptophyta; Magnoliopsida; Aquifoliales; Aquifoliaceae.